Molecule: messenger RNA, 2631 nt
Organism: Heteronotia binoei (common prickly gecko)
Lineage: Eukaryota; Metazoa; Chordata; Lepidosauria; Squamata; Gekkonidae
Gene: BCL10
Product: BCL10 immune signaling adaptor
Exons: 3
Coding region: 142-876 (244 amino acids)
Biological process (GO): positive regulation of extrinsic apoptotic signaling pathway; adaptive immune response; apoptotic process
Cellular component (GO): CBM complex; cytosol
Molecular function (GO): kinase activator activity; transcription coactivator activity; protein kinase B binding
Source: RefSeq, a predicted model, not a curated record
GCACGCGCACUUUGCCCCCGAGAGAACCUUCGCCCUCCCUGAGCUGGGCGUGCGCAGGUUCGCCUCUGUGCCGGAAGCGGGGGCCACUUUGCCUGGGAGGGUGGUUGGCCUUCUGUCCGCGGUGGCCUCUGUGCUUCCGUCAUGGCGGGCUGUGGGGUGCCAGCGGCGGCGAUGACCGAGAGGUCGCUCAGCGACGACGAGAUGGCAGAGGUGAAAAAAGACGUCUUGGAACAAUUGCGUCGCUAUCUGUGUGAGAAAAUAAUUGCAGAAAGGCACUUUGAUUAUCUGCGUUCAAAGAAAAUACUCAGUCGAGAGGACACUGAAGAAAUCUCUUGCCGAGCUUCAAGCAGGAAAAAGGCUGGGAAGCUGCUGGAUUACUUAGCAGAACAUCCAAAAGGACUAGAUGCUUUGAUAGAAUCUAUUAGAUUAGAAAGAACACAGAACUUCUUGUUACAAAAGAUAACUGAUGCCAUCUUGAAAGCAAAAAAUGAAAAACUUGAAAGUCUUAAAGAAUUGAGCUGUAGCAACUGCAGGCCUUCCUUACGUGAACAAACAAACAAUCUCUCUAGGUCACAGUCAAAUGAAUCUAAUUUCUUUGAAAAGCAAAAAGACCAAGAAUGUACCUACAUUACUCAUCCAGAAAUGCUUAGUACAUCUGCUUUCGUAUCAGCUGCUUCCCUUUAUUCCAUGAAUUUACCCAUUACUGAAGUUGGAAAUGCAGAAAACUCAGUUUUUUCAGCUGCUCUUCCUGGACCUGGAGAUCCUGGAGCACCACCUCUUCCACCACAGUUGCAAAAUGAACAAGAGGAGAUAUGUUCCACCUCCAGUGAUAAUCACUUCUUGCCGUUGAGAUCCCGCUCACUUCUUCCACAGUGAAGAAUGGAUUCCUUGAUGAAUCUUGCUGGACAGAAUGUCUUGUAUAGUUUUACAAAAAAAGAUUUUUUUAAACUGUAAAAUAAUAGAUUAAGAGUGCUGAGGAUAAUCUCCUUUAAAAAUAGUUCAUUGAUACUGAUAAAUAGUUUAGGAGGUUGUAAAGCUACAUAUUUUCUCUAACAUAUUACCACUGUUUAUUCUGCUUCAAUUAUUGCUACUUAAAUGCCUUUAAAAGGGCAUUUUAAAAAAUUCAGGUAUUAAAAAAUGAUGCUCAGAUGAUUUUAAAAGAUUUUACAUUUACAGGGAUUUUCAGCUUUUCUAAAAGUGCUAUACACUUCUUCCUAAGAGAACAUAAUUUCCCUUACCUGCCACAAUAGCUGUUUACUCUAGUAAUUCUUAAGACGUGCACAAAUGUAUUAACUUCUGACAGCUUCCUAGAUAUUUCCCUAAUAGAUACUAUUCAAUUGCCCUGAGAAGGUACAUUUAGCAUAGAAAGUAAUCUGUAGUUUUCUUACCUCACUGUUACCAGUUUACAUUGAAAGUAAGCUUUCACUUGUGCCUUAUUAAUAUACAAAGAUUAAGUUCAGUCCUGAAAGAGCACCUGACUUUGCUGCAAAAAAGGCAAGAGAUUGAUAUUUGCUUGAUUAGCAACGGGCAGAGGUAAAAAAAGAAACCCUUGUCAAAGCAAGAGGUGGGUUGUAGUAGUAUUUCUGUGUACUGUCUUGGAUUGAGGUUUCUUUGGAUAGUUGUUAUGCAUAUCCACAAUUUAUUACUUGUAGCAUUUAGUUUUUUUAAAAAAAAACAUGACAUGAUCUUCUGUUCUUUGCUCCCAUUAAACUUCAAGAGGCAUUAAAGGUAUACUUUACAAGACAGCUUAAAGUAGUCAAAUAGCAACAAAUUUUUCGAGCACUUAAUGUUGACACUUUCACAGCACUGUUAUUAUGAUGCAGAGGCUUCUUCACAGUGCUGAAUAUAUUGCUAAAGUAAAAAGGUUUGGUUCUUCUUCAAGGUGGGACAAUGUUGUUCUACAGCUAGUGAAUUGAAUCCAGUGAAUUCCUUCUACAUUUUUUCUGCAGAGGAAAGGAGUCUUUAUAUCAGAAUUUGGCAUCAGAGGAUCUUUGGAGCAUAAUUUACCCCACACAAUCAAUAGGAGCAAAAGAUCUCCCUCAGUCAUCUGGAGAGAGUUCCUUGUGGCUUGGUCACUGGAAAAGGAGACCAUUGGGGAGGGAACAUCUGUUGUACUACUGUAAAGCAGUUUACAGGAUUUAACCUGCUUCAUUUUAUUAAUAAUUUUCUAUUUAUCUUUCCACUAUACUAAGAAUGUGUGUGAAAUUUAGCAUAUAUGUAAACAUGCAUAACAAUGAAAAAUGUGGUAUUUUAGAGGUCAUAUUUGUACAAUUUUUGUGUCAUGUGUUGUGUACUAUUGGGGUAACACUGUAAUGUUUCAGCAAUUCCUUUUGAAAUAUUCUUUUGCAGUAGUUGUAUGUCCACUAUGUAGAUCAUGGGGAGAUAGUGCUGUGCCUUUUAUUGCUCAAGAUGAAUUUUUACCAAAAAGAAGCUGGCCUUCUGUGGGGCCUCUGAGAUGCAAUAGAUCAUAAAUAUAUCUUUGCAUUAUUUUGUUUUUAAGAAAUCAGAUUUAGUUGCACUAAUAGCCUGGUCCAAUACAUGUUUAUGCAGAAGUAAGGCUCACUGAAUUCAGUGCAACUUUCUCCCAGGUUAAGUAGGAUUAAAAUCUAAUAAAGUUCCUUAUGAGCGCAA